Messenger RNA from Auanema sp. JU1783, 399 nucleotides. NCBI's taxonomy places the organism in Eukaryota, Metazoa, Nematoda, Chromadorea, Rhabditida, Rhabditidae. The record is from the annotation of a GenBank genome assembly.
AUGUCGCGGUUUAUACUGUUGCUUCUUGCUGUUUUUCUUCAUUCUUCUAACUCCAAGGCUAUACUCGAAGUAUUGAUGGAUCCUGAGGGUUGUACUUAUCUGAAAUGUGAGUUUCGAGGAACAGGAGAGCAUUGUAAUCCAGCCAGCAGUCUGAAGGAAGCAUUGAAAACGGGCAACGGAACAAGUUUCAAACUUCUCAAGGGCGAGACAGAUUACAAACUUCUUGCACGGUUAGAGCGUCGAUAUGAUUCGAACACAUUCACGAUUGUGAGGGACAUCAAUCUGGGGGAGAAGUGUGAGAAGAAGGCUCUGUGGUGCAACGCCGUUUUCUCUAUUGUGGCCGGAAGUUUAAGCGAAUACUUGGAGCUAGUCGUGAACAUGCGGCUCAAGGAUUGCUGA